Zerene cesonia (dogface butterfly) is the source of this 1950-nucleotide messenger RNA. RefSeq names its product tubulin--tyrosine ligase-like protein 12 (gene TTLL12). The record is from RefSeq and is a predicted model, not a curated record. Gene Ontology annotation, biological process: protein modification process. NCBI's taxonomy places the organism in Eukaryota, Metazoa, Arthropoda, Insecta, Lepidoptera, Pieridae. The transcript has a single exon. The coding region runs from base 82 to 1920 and encodes 612 amino acids.
AUUUUUCUACUGCAAUGUGAACCGCAUAAUCAGCCAUAGUUUGAAUUUCUUAAGGAAUACACCGGUUGUAUAAGUUAAACAAUGGAUGGAAUUUCCAAGUUCAACGAGUUUUUAGCAAUUCAUAAACCCCAGCUUGUUUUAUCCGGUGUCCCAGAACAUUUUUGGCACACAAUCAGUAAAAAACUUCAAGAUCAAAUUUUCGAUUCCGGUUUAUCGUUCCAAUUAGUGCAAAUAGACUAUGAGGACGUCGAGAGGAAGCCGUAUGAUCCUUUAUGGAGUGUCAUAGCUAUACGAGACAUCGAUCGCAACGAUCCAACUCACGUAUACCUCAUUGAUCAUGCCUGGACUUUUAAGGUUAGUCAUAUAAAAAGUAAUCUAAGAAAUGUUCCAAGUUUGUUGGACAGAAUGUGUAAUUUGAUGCAAAUAUCAUGCGACACCAUAGAUGAACAAAUUGAGGAAGUAUCAAAAAACGUUUGGAAAUUUGCAAAUACUUAUUCAAUUGCUGGGAAUGAGUUUUCAAUUGAAGAUAGAGUCCCUGUUUGGUACAUUAUGGAUGAGCUGGGUUCAGGUAUUACACAUUCAGAUAAUCCCAACUUCCGUACUGUUCCAUUUAUACAUGUUCCUGAUCAAGUCACAUACACACUUCUAUUUCCCACAAAAGAUAUUGAAGAAGGUGAAACAGUCACAAGAAAUUUUGUUGAAGGCAACUUUCAAGACCCCAUGCAAAGGGAAGCAAUGCUGAUUCCAUGGAAACAUUAUGAACACUUUGAUGAUAUCUUUACUCAAGAUGAACCAAACCGAAAGUAUUUCUUAGAAGGGCACCUCAUUGAGACUCUUCCUGAUCUUGAUUUACUUGAACAGACACAAAUUUCAAUGAGAACUUUAAAAGUCUACUCGGAGUAUGAUAUUAUAAAUGAACAUCUCACAUCUAGUACUUUUGAGAUUGUUCAUAAUGAAGUUGAGGCAGAUAUAUUGUGGUACACUAGUCAUUUUAAAACAUUUAAGGAAUUAAGUAUUGAUACUCCGCAUAAGUUUGUCAAUCAAUUCCCAUUUGAAUAUGUUAUAACGAUUAAGGAUUUACUAGCUAUAGUUGCCAGGAGGUUUGCACAUAAAACUAUUGAUCUCUCUGAAUUAGAAACAACUCCUCUAUGGCUGCCAACUACUUUUAAUAUGAAAACUGAACUUCCCAAACUUGUUGCAUAUUAUAUGCAAAGGAAGAGAUUGGGUUUGAACAAUCAUUGGAUUUGUAAGCCCUAUAACUUAGCUAGGGGCCUGGAUACUUAUAUUACUGACAAUCUAGAUUUCUUAUGUCGUCUUCCUUUGACAGGCCCAAAAAUAGCUCAAAAAUAUAUUGAUAAUCCUGUCCUAUUUCAAAGACCUGAUAUAGGAUUAGUCAAGUUUGAUGUGCGGUAUGUUAUUCUUUUAAAAUCUGUAGAUCCAACACAGGUAUAUGUGUACAAUAACUUUUUCUUAAGAUUUGCAAAUAAAGAAUAUGAUUUGAGUAAUUUUGAAGAUUAUGAAAAACAUUUCACUGUUAUGAACUACACAGAAGGAGCACCUCUGUAUAAACUGCUGUGUGAAGAUUUUAUUAAGGCAUGGAGCAAUCAAUACCCUGAUUACAAAUGGAAGGAUGUAGAAAAAUCUAUAUUCAAUAUGAUUAAAGAGCUGUUUAUGGCAGCAACGUCUAAACCACCUCCAUUUGGAAUUGGAAAGAGUCCACAAUCAAGAGCACUUUAUGCAGCUGAUAUUAUGCUCUCUUGGCAUGAGUGUAAUGGGCGAAAACUUAUUCAGCCUAAGUUACUUGAAGUGAAUUGGAUGCCAGACUGUAAGCGUGCUUGUGAAUACUAUCCUGAUUUUUAUAAUGAUAUCUUCUCAUUAUUGUUUUUGGAUGCAAAUGUUGAUACAUGCACACAAAUUUAAAAAUUCAGUAUUCUGUGAUAUUCUAUAAUG